GUGUCCUUACUGUUUGAAGUCGAGGACUUAUCAGUGGCCUCACCGGCCACUGUCUCUCGAGCUGGUAUGGUAUACAAUGACGUAGUUGACCUUGGUUGGUGGCCUUAUGUUAACUCCUGGCUGGCCAAGAAGGAGUCCAAACCUUUGCAAAACGUCCUAAGGGAUCUUUUUGAAAACAACUUCCUCCAAAUUCUCCACUUUGUUCUCAACAACUGCAACAAACUCAUUCCAGUUAGUGAAACCAAUCUCAUUAUCAGUCUAUGUCGUCUAUUUGAUGGAAUAUAUGGUGAUGGAAGCGAGUUUGAAAUGCCAGACAUAGAGACCUUCAACAGGUUGAUUGAGAUGCAAUUUCAGUUUUGUGUAAUCUGGUCAGUGGGAUGUGUCGUGGAUGAAGACGGUCGAAAGAAGGUCGAUUCCUUCAUUCGUGAACUUGAUGCCAGCUUCCCUAAUAAGGAUUCGGUCUAUGAAUUCUUCCUUAACCCAAAAUCUCAAACUUGGGUUCAUUGGGAAGAAAAACUUCGUGGUGGAUGGAAAUAUGAUCCUGAGCUACCUUUCUACAAGAUUUUGGUGCCGACAGUUGAUACUGUUCGUUACAACUACCUAGUGAACACCCUUGUUGCAGCCCAAAGUCCUGUUCUAAUCACAGGUCCUGUUGGAACAGGAAAAACAUCGGUGGCCCAAGAUGUACUCUUCAAUCUGGACAAAGAAUACUGGUCUUUUCUCAUAAUUAACAUGUCUGCACAGACAACCUCAAAUAAUGUGCAAGACAUAAUCGAAUCCAGAGUUGAAAAGCGUACCAAAGGAACGUACGUUCCACUUGGAGGUACCAAAAUGGUUACUUUCAUGGAUGAUUUAAACAUGCCUGUGAAGGAUGAAUUUGGUUCACAGCCUCCACUUGAAUUAGUUCGCCAAUAUCUUGAUUAUGGCUUCUGGUAUGAUCGGGAAAAGCAAUUACCGAAGAGAAUACAGCGAAUGUUCAUUUUAGCUGGUAUGGGACCCCCUGGGGGUGGUCGUAUGCCGAUUUCCAAACGGCUCCAAUCAAAGUUUAAUCAAAUCAAUGUUACCUUCCCAACUGAGACCAAUUUGAAGCAGAUAUUCGGUAGCAUGAUCAAUCAGAAGAUGAUUGAUUUUGAUGAGGAGGUUAAAUCACUCGGAGAUGCAAUAACAGAUGCUACGAUCUCUUUGUACACAGCCAUUGUCACCAAAUUUCUUCCAACUCCAGAUCGAAUACAUUACCUAUUCAAUCUUCGUGAUAUUUCAAAGAUAUACCAAGGCCUUCUUAGGGCAAACGCAAUGAAAGUUGACUCAAAGCAUGCUAUGUUACGUUUAUGGGUUCAUGAAAGUUUCCGUGUAUUCGCUGAUCGACUUAUAAACGCCAAGGAUGCAACAAUGUUCAUUGAACUUCUGACUGCGCGGCUGGCUCAAUACUUUGAUCAGACCUUUCACAAUAUUUGCCCCUCAAGAAAUGCGCCGGUAUUUACAGAAGUAUUGAAUAAAGCUGGAAUUUAUGAGGAUAUUGCGGAUGAUGAUAAAUUAAGAAAUGGUCUUUACGAUUUUAUAAAUGAAUAUAACUCAACUCCUGGUGUUAUUCCGAUGGAUCUCGUUCUAUUUAAGGAUGCUAUUGAACACACUUGUAGAAUACUUCGAGUUGUCAGUCAGCCAAGAGGAAACAUGCUCCUGAUUGGUGUCGGUGGUAGUGGUCGAAGUAGUUUAACAAAACUCGCUGCCUAUAUUUGCCAUUUCAGAAUAUUUACAAUUGAAGUGAAUAAGAAUUACAAGAAGGCUGAUUUCCGAGAAGACUUGAAGCGCCUUUAUCGUCAGACCGGUAUAUCACGUCUUUCCACAAUCUUCCUCUUUUCGGAUACCCAAGUUGCUGAAGAGUCCUUUAUGGAAGACAUCAAUAACCUACUGAGUUCUGGAGAGGUACCCAACCUCUUUAAAGCGGACGAGUUCGAAGAAAUCUACAAUUCAAUCAUCGAUCAUGCCAGACGGGAAGGUGUUGAUGAAUCACCCCAAUCGGUCUACAGGUACUUCAUUGAACGAGUUCGAGCCAACUUGCAUAUUGUUCUCUGCAUGAGUCCUAUUGGUGAACCCUUCCGUGAUCGUCUACGAAUGUAUCCGGGCUUUGUAAAUUGUACCACAAUUGACUGGUUCAGUGAAUGGCCGAAUGAUGCACUUCUCGAAGUUGCCACUAAGUACCUAACUGACGUGACCCUCUUUGUUGGAGAAGACGAGCAGCGUAUAAACAAUAAAUUGAAGACGGGUGUGGCCCGAGUCUUUGCGACAAUGCAUGGUUCAGUAACUCAAAUGUCGGAGAGAAUGAUGGAUGAGUUGAGAAGGCGCAACUAUGUUACGCCCACCAACUUCCUUGAACUCGUAUCAGGCUACAAGAGCAUGCUUGAAUCAAAGAGGACUGAGCUCACUAACUGGGCCAACAAAUUAAGGAGCGGUCUGGGCAAGAUUGAUGAUACUCGGAGCAAAGUUGAAGAAAUGUCUGAGGAGCUGGAGGAAGCGAAAGAAAAGGUGGCAGUUUUCCAGAAAGAAUGCGAUAGCUGUCUGGUCGUCCUAGUUGAUCAGAAACGUGAAGCUGACGAACAGACCAAGUCUGUCACCCUCACGAAAGAAAAAAUCAAAGUGGACGAGGCGAAGUGCAUGCAAAUGGCCGAAGUAGCCCAAGCCGAUUUGGCUCAAGCUAUGCCAGCCCUAGAGGCAGCUGUCAAAGCGUUGGAAGGUCUUAAUAAGAAGGAUAUCACUGAAAUAAAGUCCUACGGCCAGCCACCCUUAUUAGUUCGAAAGGUCAUGGAAGCUGUGAUGAUUCUGCGUCAGGCUCCACCUACAUGGACAGAAUCAAAGAAGCACUUGGCAGAACAGGACUUUAUUGGUCAGCUUAUCAACUUUGACAAGGAUCACAUAAGUGAUAAGACUUUAAAAAAGAUUGGUACCUAUGUUGUGCAGGACGAUUUUACGCCUGAAACGGUUGGAAAGGUGUCCUUUGCUGCUAAAUCACUCUGUAUGUGGGUUAGAGCGAUUGAGGUGUAUGGACGAGUUUAUCGUAUCGUCGAGCCAAAACGUCAACGUUUACAACAAGCUGAAGCCAUUUUAGCCGAAAAGAGGGCUCAAUUGGCGGCUGCUGAAGCAAAAUUAGAAGCUCUCAUGGCUGAAAUGAACCGCUUACAAAAUGAAUACAAUGAAAAGAUGGAACAAAAAGAGGAACUAAGAAAGAAAGCGGAAAAUCUGGAAAAAAUGCUUGGGAGAGCGAGAAUGUUAGUCGAUGAUUUAGCUGAUGAAAAAGUACGUUGGACUGAGACAUUAGCAGACCUUGAACGCAAAAUCGGUCUUCUUACUGGCGAUUGCCUUCUUUCUUCUGGAUUCAUCUCCUACAUGGGCCCAUUCCUUUUGAAAUAUCGAAAUGAAUUGGUUUCCAAAUGGAUUAAAGCUGUUGAUGCGGAGCAAAUUCCCAAAUCGGAUCCUUAUUCGUUCACAGAAUUUUUAUCGGAUCCGGCUAAAGUGAGUUCAGCUCAAAGAUCGUUUAUGUUGGGUAAAAUUUUAUUGAUUACUGACUAUUCCCUAUGCAAGGUUCGAGAAUGGAAUAUCCAGGGCCUUCCCCGUGAUUCGUUUUCGAUCGAUAAUGGGGUUAUCGUCUCUAAGACCACCCGAUGGCCGCUCAUGAUUGACCCUCAGUGUCAAGCAAUGAAUUGGAUCAAGUCAAUGGAGGGUGAAAAUCUGAGGGUUAUUGAUCUUCAGAUGAAGAACUACAUGCAGAUCCUUGCCCAGGCCAUUCAAAAUGGCUGGCCAGUGCUACUUCAGAACAUUUUGAAAACUCUCGAUCCCGGUUUAGAUCCUGUUCUGAAUAAGUCACUUAUCAAAUCAGGUGGUGCAGAGCUUAUGAGAUUGGGAGAUAAGGAGGUUGAGUAUAACCACGAUUUCAGAUUUUACAUAACAACAAAGUUGUCAAAUCCAUGUUACCCACCGGAGAUUUGCACAAAGACAACAGUGGUGAAUUUCGCGGUGAUGCAAGAGGGCUUAGAAGCUCAGUUACUGGGUAUUGUUGUACGCAAGGAAAAGCCCGAAUUGGAGGAACAGAAAGACAGUCUAGUUAUGGGUAUUGCGAAUGGAAAGAAGAAACUAAAAGAACUUGAAGAUGAGCUUCUUCUACUCCUGAAUGAGACGAAGGGUUCAUUGCUUGAAGAUGAGAAUCUGUUUGCGACUUUGCAAACAUCUAAAUCCACUUCAGCUGAUGUAACGGAAUUUUUGUCUAUAUCUGAAAGAACUGAAAUGCAGAUUGAUCAGGCUCGUAACGGUUAUCGUCCAUGCGCACGACGAGCCGCUCUUCUCUUCUUUGUUUUGAAUGAUCUUGGUUCCAUUGAUCCUAUGUAUCAAUUCGCUCUGGAUACAUAUAUCGACUUGUUCACGCUGAGCAUAGAGAAGAGCCAGCGUUCACAACGAUUUGCUGAAAGGAUCGAGCAUUUGAAUAGCUACCACACUUAUGCUGUAUAUCGUUACACAUGUCGUGGUUUGUUUGAACGCCACAAACUACUCUUCUCCUUCCAAAUCUGUAUGAAAGUCCUGGAAGAGUUGGGUAAAAUCAACAUGGAAGAAUACUUGUUCUUCCUUCGUGGAGGAAUUGUUCUAGACCGUGCUCAUCAGAUGGAUAACCCAGUUCAAAAUUGGUUAUCUAGUCUCUCUUGGGACAAUAUUACUGAGUUAAGUAAACUAUCCAAUUAUCGUGGAAUUGUCAAUUCAUUUGAACAGUACCCUAGAGAUUGGCAUAUUUGGUAUUCGUCAAAUGAACCAGAAACCUCCAAAUUACCCGGUGAAUGGGAGAAUAGGGCAACGGAAUUUCAACGAAUGCUUAUUGUGCGCUCAUUGAGGCCUGAUCGUGUAACAUUCUGUGCUACUGAAUUCAUAACGAAUAAUAUGGGAAGACAGUUUGUUGAGCCUCCAGUACUGGACAUGAGAAGUGUGGUUGAAGACAGCUCUUGCAGAAGUCCUCUAAUAUUUGUACUGUCCCCGGGCGUUGAUCCAACGGCAGGUCUUCUGCAAAUGGCUGAGGCAUUGGGAAUGGGUAAACGCUUCACAGCUCUUUCUCUAGGUCAAGGUCAAGCCCCAAUAGCCACGAGGUUGAUCGAAGAGGGUAUGAAAGAUGGAAAGUGGGUCUUCUUGGCUAAUUGUCACCUAUCCUUGUCGUGGAUGCCCGAACUUGAUAAAUUGGUGGAACAAAUGGGAAAUGACCAAACUCACAAUGAAUUCCGAUUGUGGCUUUCGUCUAACCCUAGCCCACAAUUCCCUAUUUCUAUCCUUCAAGCCGGCAUAAAAAUGACUACUGAACCGCCUAAGGGUAUUCGAGCUAAUAUGAAGCGCCUUUAUAAUAUAAUUAGCGAAGACCAGUUUUCUGCCUGCUCAAGGCCUGAGAAAUACAAGAAAUUGCUCUUUUCUCUUUGUUUCUUCCACUCGACCCUACUAGAGCGUCGUAAAUUUGGUAUGUUGGGGUGGAAUGUCAUCUAUCAAUUCAAUGACGCCGAUUUUGAAGUGUCCGAAAAUAUAUUGACUACAUAUUUGGAUCAAUAUGAUGAUACUCCAUGGGAAGCUUUGCGAUACCUGAUUGCGGGGAUUAAUUAUGGUGGCCAUGUGACAGAUGACUGGGAUAGACGUCUACUUCUCACUUAUAUAGAUGGUUACUUCAGUGAAAAUGUGCUAUCUGAGGCUUUCUACAAACUCUCAACGUUGUCACAUUACUAUAUUCCACGCGACGGUAAUCUGAGUUCCUACAGAGACUUCGUCUCUACACUGCCUAUUAUCGAUCAUCCUGAAGCUUUUGGGCAACACUUAAACGCAGAUAUUUCUUCCCAAAUACAGGAGACAAAAGUUCUCUUUGAUGGUUUAUUGUCUUUACAACCCAAAAUUUCAUCUGCCGGCGAGGAGUCAAAGGAGUCAAAAGUGUUAGGCCUUCUUCAGAAUAUGAAGGAGCAAGUUCCAAGUGAUCUCGAUUAUGAUGCCACUGCUAAGAUUUUCAGCAAUGAUAAUUCUCCACUGAAAGUUGUACUAUUACAAGAGAUACAAAGAUACAAUGAUCUUCUUAGCCUGAUUAGGACACAUUUAAUUGACCUUCAAAAGGCAAUUCAAGGUCUAGUUGUUAUGUCAGCUGAGUUGGAGGAGAUCUUUGCGGCUAUUUACGAGAAUCGUGUUCCAAUUCAGUGGCAAUUCGCUUAUAAUUCCCUCCGCCCACUGAGUUCUUGGGUCCAAGAUUUGGCGGAAAGAAUCAAAUUGUUCUUUCAGUGGUCGCAGUCUGCAAGACCGCCGAAAAGCUUCUGGAUUGGGGCGUUUACAUUCCCUACUGGCUUUCUGACUGCUGUUAUGCAGAUAUCAGCUCGUACUCAUGGUGUAGGCAUUGAUACGCUAAGUUGGGAUUUCAAUGUGCUCAAUUACUCAGAGCAUAACAUUACUAAUACUCCGAAAGAAGGGGUAUACGUUAGCGGUCUCUACCUAGAAGGCGCUGGGUGGGAUAUCAGGAGUCAGUGUUUAAUAGAAGCUACGCCUAUGAUGUUGGUCUGCGGCAUGCCGGUUAUUCAUUUCAGACCUAUUGAGAAUAAGAAGAAGAUUCCUAGAUGUAAGUCCCAUCGACGUUAUUUCUACGGUAGUUCGAAAGCAGACCGCAAUAUAACCAACUUGAUUUGUGUUUUAGCUGUCUACGUCUGCCCUUGCUAUUACUACCAAAAUCGAGCUGGGGCAUUAGGAAAACAAUCGUUUAUGAUCGGUGUUGAAUUGAAAACUGGCGAUGCACAGCCUGAUCAUUGGGUCAAGCGUGGCACUGCUUUACUUAUGAACCUGGAUAACUAA
This is a messenger RNA of Rodentolepis nana, 6837 nucleotides long. NCBI's taxonomy places the organism in Eukaryota, Metazoa, Platyhelminthes, Cestoda, Cyclophyllidea, Hymenolepididae. The record is from the annotation of a GenBank genome assembly.